AUGGCAAGCCCAGAACAGACAGAUAACACACCGUCGAACCGUCGCAAAGCCUGCGACCUGUGCUUUACAAAAAAGAUCAAGUGUGACAUGCUAAAGCCCGAUUGUUCGAACUGUGUACUCUACAAUACAAGUUGUCGGACCAGUAUCAUCAGACGCAAGCCUAAUGCGGCGAGAGUAAGGGCAGGGGCUAAACAGCAGCAAGAAGAGUACGUCGCCUUCUUCCAUUCCAGCUCAACUCAACUCACUGUCGUUAGAAUCGAUGAUAAGGAAGGUCUCAAGUCAAGAUUGGCUCGCAUUGAGGAGCAGCUUCAACUUGUUCUCAACGCCGCCAAAGAUGCUCAAGCCGCUAGACCACCAGCGUUGUCUCACUCACCAGAUAGCCACUCCAGCACAAGCGACUCAACAGAGUCAACGACCAACGGCAAUUCAAAGAAUUCCGAGGACCUGGCCAAGACGCUGAAAUAUUCCUGGAAGUUCGACCCUACCAAUCCAGUCGUUUAUCAAGGCGUUCAUCCAGCAUCACUUGACCUUCCGCCGCUGGAUGAAAUCCUGCCCGUCGUGGAUCACUACUUUUCGGGCUUCAAUACAGUUAUUCCCCUCUUUUCGCAACACGACUUUAUGAAAAGUCUUACAACAUGGUAUCAUUCGCCAAGUACUCGUGACAGAGCGUCGUGGGCUGCUAUCCAAACCGUCAUGGCCAUUGGCUAUCGUACACCGCAGCUCUCUGUAGCCGCUAGCCAAUCAGUCCACAUCGAAAAGGCAGAUCAAUGUUUGAGGAAUGCACAGAGCGUGGUAUCAGAGCUUGUCACGCGAGAAGAGGAUUUACUGGGUGUUCAGAUCCUGCUUGGUAUUGUUAUGCUAUUUCAGAAUAGUCGCGAUCCUAAGCCUGCUAGUGUUCUCAUUGGCACAGCCGUAAGGUUGGCACAUAGGUUAAGGUUACACUCGCAAGAAGCUACGAUGGAAUUCCCAGCCGCUGAGGCCGAGCAGCGAUCACGAGUGUUUUGGAUUGCGUAUACUCUUGACAAGGAUAUUUGUCUGCGAGCAAGCACUCCCUCAUGUCAGUUUGAUGAAGAUAUAGACAUCAGCCUACCUACACUGGCACCUGCAGACAGCGUUGGUUUGAUAUGGACGCAAAACGGCCAAGUUCACUUUAACUACCACCGGCGGCGCGUUGAACUCGCCUACAUCGAGGGCAAAGUCUACGAUCUUCUCUACUCGAACCGAGCGAGCAAAGUGAAAGGACAAGAACGGCAACGCCGCGUAUCGCGUCUACAGUCCAUGCUAGAUCAGUGGUACGAGCGCAUUCCCACCGAAUUUCAUAUCGAAAACGUUGCUGCGACGGUUGGACCGAGCCAGCUCGUGCAGAUGACAAAGAUGCACCACAGCUUUUUGCUAACAGAGGUUAUGAUCCAUGGGAUUUACAGUACUAAUGCGGAAUGGAUGAAGAGGAUUAGCUCUCUUGGCAGGUCCACGAUAACGAAUAUGGGAAACUUUGACGAUGGGGGCAAGGCCACGGGUACCAAGUGUCGGGAACAAGCGCCCCCCUUGCCAGAGGGGUGGAACCAAUGCCUGAAUGUUAGUCGAGGGUGUAUGAAGCUAUUCCAAGAGGCCACACCAACAGAAUGUUUGAUUUGGCAAUGCAGUUGCUCCCACUUCUCAGCUCUAAUCGUCCUCCUCGCCAACAUGACCCUCAACCCCGGCCACCCUUCCAUCAACAUCGACCAACAACUCUCCAUCAAAGCCCUCGACCUCUUCGACAAGCUUCUCCUAGUGAUUAACGACCGCCAAUUCAGCGCCCUACGCAUCGUCGUCGGCGAGCUCAGCCAAAAAGCACAGGCAGCUGUAGCGGCGCACAGGCGCGAGCUUUGCGGCAUGAUGAGGAAUACCUCCGAAACGCUCGACGCUGAGGAAGCUUCAGUGCCGGAAAUGGAGUUCUUGCCGCAGGGUGAGGUGUUUGAUGGGCUGGAUGGGCCGUUUGCCGGGUUGGAGGGAACGUUAGGUAGUUGGGAUGGCGUGGGUUUGGAAGGGUUGGGGUAUGAGCAGGUUCCGAAUGAUAUGAAUUUCAUGGACGGAGGGUUGUUGGAUUUGGAGUUUAUGCGAUAA
This is a messenger RNA of Fusarium sp. VM40, 2103 nucleotides long. The record is from the annotation of a GenBank genome assembly. Lineage: Eukaryota; Fungi; Ascomycota; Sordariomycetes; Hypocreales; Nectriaceae.